Meleagris gallopavo (turkey) is the source of this 911-nucleotide messenger RNA. Lineage: Eukaryota; Metazoa; Chordata; Aves; Galliformes; Phasianidae. The record is from RefSeq and is a predicted model, not a curated record.
GCGUCGAGACCCAGUUUGCGGUUCUGCUGUGCAAUUCCGGGCGGUGAUUUGCUUUAACACAAUUCCGGGAGCCUUUUCCAGCUCGAGUGGUUGAAGGAUAGAACGUUUGGCCCGAAUUCCAGUGGAAGCAGCCCUCUGUUCUUUGUUUUAGCUAUCAGGAAAUCAGAUACGUGGAGACAUGUCUGGGAAGCCAGUUCUGCACUAUGUCAGUGUACGCGGCCGAAUGGAACCAGUGAAGUGGCUACUAGCAGCUGCUGGAGUUGAGUUUGAAGAAAGAAUUCUGAAAACUAAGGAUGAUCUCCAAAAGUUAAGGACAGAUGGAUGCCUGCUGUUCCAGCAAGUGCCCAUGGUGGAGAUCGAUGGGAUGAAGAUGGUGCAGACCAGAGCCAUCCUCAACUACAUCGCAGGGAAAUACAACCUCUACGGGAAAGACCUGAAGGAGAGAGCCCUAAUUGACAUGUAUGUGGAAGGAUUGGCAGAUCUGUUUGAGUUAAUCAUGUACCAUGAAUUCAAACCUGCUAAUGAAAAGGAGAAAGAUCUUGCAAACAUUAUGGACAAGGCCACAAACAGAUACUUACCAGUCUUUGAGAAGGUUUUGAAAGACCACGGGCAUGACUUUCUUGUUGGCAACAAGUUGAGCAGAGCAGAUGUGAAUUUACUGGAAACUAUUUUAAUGGUGGAAGAGUUCAAGCCUGAUGCACUUGCAAAAUUUCCUCUCUUGCAGAGUUUUAAAGCCAGAAUGAGCAAUAUCCCCAGCAUCAAGAAAUUCCUGCAACCUGGCAGCCCAAGGAAACCACCUCUACAGGAAAAAGAUAUACCAAACCUGCUGGCAAUUUUCAGUUGACCAGCAGCCUAAGUGUGGUGUAACUCCAUUCCAUUGUCCAGGGUGUUUCCUGUGAAGCAAAGUGAAA